Messenger RNA from Sceloporus undulatus (fence lizard), 3044 nucleotides. RefSeq names its product lipase G, endothelial type (gene LIPG). Bases 153 to 1757 code for a protein of 534 amino acids. NCBI's taxonomy places the organism in Eukaryota, Metazoa, Chordata, Lepidosauria, Squamata, Phrynosomatidae. The transcript has 10 exons. Gene Ontology annotation, molecular function: protein binding; lipoprotein lipase activity. The record is from RefSeq and is a predicted model, not a curated record. Gene Ontology annotation, biological process: lipid metabolic process.
UCCUUCUCCUCCUCCUGCUCUGCUCCACGCUGCUUCUGGGCUGCCUGCUCCACCUGUGCGCUGCUUCUCCCCUUAAGCAGAGCAGCCUUGCCUUGCCUGCCUCUUUCCUCCCUCCCUUCCAGCCAGGUCUUGCAAGAGAAGGCGAAGAAGGGAUGCUGAGGCUGCCGGUCCUGGGGCUGCUGCUGCUGCUGCUGAGGGGUCCCUGGGGGGCCCUGGGCAUCUCUCCGGAGAUGGAGGAGGAGCAGGAGGGCCCUUGGCGGCCCCAGCAGCACGGCCCCCUCCUUCCCGCCGCAGAAGAAAAGCCUCCAACAGCUCAAAAACUGCAAGUGAAAUUCAAUGUCCGCGUAUCUACAAACCCAGAAGACAAAGGCUGCUACCUCACUAUUGGCGAAGACCAGCAUCUAGAAGACUGCAAGUUCAAUGCUUCUGCUAAAAGUUUUUUCAUUAUUCAUGGAUGGACGAUGAGUGGCAUGUUCGAAAGAUGGCUGGGCAGCCUGGUGUCCGCUCUGCAGGAGAGAGAGAAGGAGGCCAAUGUGGUGGUGGUGGAUUGGCUUCCUCUUGCCCACCAGCUCUAUACCAAUGCUGUCAACAACACCAGGGUGGUUGGAAAAGAGGUUGCAAAGCUGCUUGACUGGUUAGAGAAGAAAGAGGGCUUUCAGCUCCAGAAUGUCCACUUGAUUGGCUACAGCCUUGGAGCCCAUGCAGCUGGAUUCACUGGCAACUACGCCCGUGGGACAGUAGGCAGAAUCACAGGCUUGGAUCCAGCUGGCCCAAUGUUUGAAGGAGCCGAACCCAAUCGACGCUUAUCUCCUGACGAUGCAGACUUUGUAGAUGUUUUGCACACAUACACGAAGGAAACACUGGGCAUCAGCAUUGGAAUCCAAAUGCCUGUGGGUCACAUUGACAUCUACCCCAAUGGAGGUGACACCCAGCCAGGAUGUGGUCUUGGUGAUGUCUUGGGAGCACUUGCCUAUGGCAAUGGAGAAUGCUCAAUUGUUGGUGCACUGCCUUAUAGCAUAGUCGCCUUUCCUCCACCCAUCAAUCUAGAUAUCGGUGACGUUGUGAGGUGUGAGCACGAAAGGUCGGUGCACCUCUUUGUUGAUUCCCUCGUGAACACAGAGAAGCAGAGCUUUGCCUUCCAAUGCACGGACUCAGAUCGUUUCAAGAAGGGUAUCUGCUUGAGCUGCAGGAAAAAUCGCUGCAACAGCAUUGGCUACAAUGCCAAGAAAAUGAGAAAUAAAAGGAACAGCAAGAUGUACUUGAAAACACGGGCUGGUAUGCCUUUCAAAGUUUUCCACUACCAGAUGAAAAUACAUGUCUUCAGCUACAAAAACAUGGGAGAAACCAACCCAACUUUCUCUGUCACGCUUCAUGGCAUCAAUGGUGAUUCCCAGCCACUGCCUCUGGAAGUGUAUGAGAAUAUUGGCCUGAACUACACAAACACCUUUCUUGUUUAUACAGAAGAAGAUGUUGGUGAUAUUCUGAAGAUCAGACUCACCUGGGAGGGAUCCAGUCAAACUUGGUACAGCCUAUGGAGUGAGCUGAAAAAUUAUUGGUCACAGCCAGGAAAUGCGUUGAAGGAGCUGCAGAUCAGACGUAUCCGUGUGAAGUCUGGUGAAACUCAAAAGAAACUAACUUUUUGUGCAGAAGACCCCCAAUUGACCAACAUAUCUCCUGGCCAAGAGCUUUGGUUUGUGAAAUGUCGAGAUGGAUGGCCAAAAAGGAACAAAACUCUAUCGGUGUCAGAUUCACACUGAAACUUCUUUUUUGGAUGACUUUCUAUAUUCAUCUGGGACCCUAACCAGCCAAAUCAACUGAACAAGGCUACCACAGAAGAAAAAAACCUGCACUGAAACAAGAUGUUGCUGCAAACUCUUCUUUAAAAACAAAACAACAAUAACAAACUUCAUGCUAGGACUUGCAAACAGUUUUCUGUCUAAAGAGGGACACCUUGGUUAAAUCAGGCACUGUGACAACAUGAACAAUUUAUCUGAGAUUGUCAUUGUAUUUAUGGCCUCAGUGGCUACCUUUAGAAUAACUUAUUAUUUUUUAAAAAGAAAGCAAUACCUGCAACCUGCUACUAAGUUGGCCCUCCUUUUGAAGAGCCUGUCUUGUAGCUCUAAGCCUACUUUGUACCAAGCCUUAUCUCUAGAUGUUACUUAGCACCUCCUCAUAAAAACACAUUGCACAAUGUUACAAUAAAGUGAUUUACUGAAGACUGGUCUGAACAUUCAGAUCAGUACAUGUGGUGCAGGGCCUUUGGGACUGUAUCUUCUUGUGCUGCAGGUAUAUAUUAUGGUCAAAAUCCUAUGGGUUACUCCAGUGUAAAGUCUUCUAAAGACAUUGUGAAAGGAGGUAUUCUGUACCUGCUUGCACAGUGCCUUUGCACAGGGUGCAGAAGAGCAGCUGAAGUCUGAGGCACAGCAACUCCUUCCUAACUGUGAAUGGCCAUGGAGUGUGUCUAGGAGUUGUUCUUGGGCACUAGGGAACAAGAAAGCACCUUCUGCCCUUGUCUGGAGGGGUGAUGGUUGCUACUUUUCCACACCCAGGGGAUGAGAGGGAGCACUGAACUCAGCCAACCACUGCCUCCUUUUCCUAAUCAAAGCCUGCCGAUAUAUUAAAUUAUAUUGUCUUUAAGAACUGUAACAUAAGCAGCAAGGAAAGUAGGUCAGUUUUGACAUGUAGGGAGAGAAAUACCUAUGGGUGGAGGAGGAAGCAUUCAAACACCAUCAUCCCCUCCUCACAUGUAAUGUGAAACGGUACAGCCCAUAGUUGAAGUCUGUCUUGGUCCCACAAAAUGGGGAAUGUGCCUUAGCUGUGACUGGUGUGAUGCCACACAUAUUUAUACAAAUGGCCGUGAAUUGUUACGAAGUUUAAUGUGUAUAUAAUGGGUUUUGUAAUACAUGAUCCUCCCCUAUUUAUUAUUUUUUUGCGUAUCUUUGUGUUUGUAUAUACGUGUAAAGAGUCAAACAUUUUUUUGAGUCUAACAAGUUUUUUAUAAGCUUGAAGCAGAAAAAAUAAACUAAGUGACUUCUUUAAAAAAA